This is a messenger RNA of Papaver somniferum (opium poppy), 1821 nucleotides long. Its product is annotated as pentatricopeptide repeat-containing protein At1g62670, mitochondrial-like. The record is from RefSeq and is a predicted model, not a curated record. Lineage: Eukaryota; Viridiplantae; Streptophyta; Magnoliopsida; Ranunculales; Papaveraceae. The coding region runs from base 165 to 1694 and encodes 509 amino acids. Gene Ontology annotation, molecular function: protein binding. The transcript is spliced from 2 exons.
UCUCUCAAACUCCCUACACUCUCUCAAAAUCCCUGAGAUGUAAAAUACACUCAACUCCCCCGAAAUCAAUGGAGAACUAACCCCCUGUUAAUUUGAUUUCAUUCAAAUUCUUCGUGAGUUACCUUCAGAGGGCAACACUUAGAUCAGAGCUGAAAAACAAUACAAUGAUUCUCCUCCUACGAAAGGAAAUUGAUCUUGGGUUUAGUUUGUUUGGUGGGAUUUUAAAGAGGGGUUAUGAUCCGGAUGUAAUUGUGUUUAAUAGUUUGAUUAAGGGUUUGUGUUUGGAAGGGAAGAUUCAGUCUGCCGUUAAACUGUUUGACAAAAUGAUUGAAAGGGGAGUUCAGCCAGAUAUCGUCACAUGUGGUACCAUAAUAACUGGGCUUUGUAGAGUUGGUGAAUUAGACAAUGCUCUUCACUUGCUGAGGAACAUGGCUAAAUGGAAUUGCAAGGCUAAUACGGUUGCGUAUAAUGUGAUUAUGGAUGCUUUGUGCAAAAGACGAUUAGUUGAUGAGGCUCUGAAUCUCUUUUCUGAAAUGGUAGAUGAUGAUAAGAUUGUUCCGGAUGUUAUUUUGUUCAACACUCUGAUUACCGGGCUAUGCAAUUCUGACAGGUUAACUGAGGCGGUCAGACUCUUCGAUAGCAUGUCUAAUCAAGGAGUUUCUGCGAAUUCGUGUACUUACAAUGCACUAAUUCAUGGACUUUGCAGUUCUGACAUGUUAAGUGAAGCAGUUAGCGUCUUCAAUAGCAUGCCCAGUCAAGGGGUUUCUGCUGAUUCAUUUACCUAUAAUUCUCUAAUUCAUGGAUUGGGCAGGCGCGGGUUAUGGAAGGAAACAAUCAGAUAUUAUGAUGAAAUGGUGGGUACUGGGAUUUCGCCCACUGUAGUUACUUUUAAUGUAUUAAUAGAUUGUCUGAUCAAAGAAGGAAGGAUGGAAGACGCUUCCAACAUAUUUGAUGCGAUGAUUAAGUUCAACAAAGAACCUGAUGUAUAUACUUAUAACUCCAUGAUUCUUGGUCUGUGUUCAUCAGGUAAGUUAGAGGAGGCACACAGAUUGUUUAACUCAAUGACGGAUAAGGACCUCGAACAAAAUGUUUACAGCUUCAAUCUGUUGAUUAAUGGAUACUGCAAGAGGUCUAGGUUGGAUGAAGCCAUUCAACUGUCCAAGGAAAUGCAAAAGAAGGGAUUAAAACCCAAUAAAAUCACCUAUAAUACGCUAAUAGAUGGACUAUGCAAGGCUGGAGAAGUUAGAACGGCAGAGAGCAUGUUAGUUGAGAUGCAAUCUCAUGGGGUAUCUCCGGAUAUAUUCACAUAUAAUUCGCUUGUGAAUGGUUUCUACAGAGCUGGAAACAUUGAGAAGGCAAGACAAUUGUUUUAUGAAAUCCCCAACAAAGGAUUAGUUGCAGAUGUUGUAACAUAUACCACCAUGAUCAAUUGUCUGUUCAAAGAAGGGAUGUUUAUUGAAGCUGAAAAACUGAUCAUUGAAAUGAAAAAUAAAGGGUGUAUACCUGAUGCCACUGCGUAUGAUACCAUUAUUAAGGGUUAUCGUGAGGGAAACUGUGUUGCAAGAGCAUUAGACUUACUCAAAGAAAUGCGCGGAAGGAAAAUGUUACUGAAUAAUUCCAGUAAAUCUCUGUUAAUCAGUUUCCUGUCUCCAGAACAACUCAAGAACUUGGAUUUUCCUGAAAGGUCAUCAUGAUUGCUUACUGCAAACUGAUUUAUUUGCUUACUUUUGGUUGUUGUAUUUUCCUUUUUGCAGUUGUAUGGAGUAGCAUGUAUAUCCCACUUAUCACAUAAAUAAAGAAAUUACAUAGCCUUUCUCAUUA